CUGGCAGCAAGCUACCCCCAAGGACAGACAGACUCCAGCACACGUCCACCCGUUCCCCUUCUGGCUUGCAUCACGACACGACCUCGAAAUCCCACCUCAACCUCAUUCAACUCCCUUCCGAGCGUAUUGUCCCCCCCAUCGCACUGCCACGCCGCCCUCCCGAUUCCGAUUGCGCGACGACCAUGUAAAUGGUUCCUCCCACUGCAUUGCGAACACCCUCAUGAUUGCUCCAUUCCACUGCGACGGGACCGCCCUACCGAGCAGCCAUGGACAACAGGGCCCAACGAUUCGAGGAUGAGAAGCGGCGCAUUAUCGAGAGCUGCUUCAUCAAGAAGGAUGUAGACGGAUCGUUGCUCGAGACAUACAUCACCCACAUUCGAAUCACCGAGUACUCGUCCCAUCCGACCUCUCCUCCGCCGCCUCAAGCACGAACACCCGAAUCACAGAAACCCCGCGUAAUCGUCGUUGCAGUACGAAAAAGUGGCCGAGUGCGUAUGCACAAGACGAAAGAGAACGCCAACGGCUCCUUCUCAAUUGGAAAGACAUGGAACCUCGACGACCUCUCCGCCAUCGAGUCCUUCACGGGGCCGCCGGCUAACCCGACCUUCCGUGAAUGGGCUGGCGAUACUGGCUUCAUCGUCACCAUCGGAAAGCCCUACUUCUGGAAUGCGCAGUCGGAUAAGGAAAAGAAGUUCUUCAUUGCCAGCCUGGUUAAGAUCUAUGGCAAAUACACGGGAGGCAAGGUCCCUGAGCUAUCGGGCUUCGACCAGGCCGAGAUGGCCCAAAUCCUGAGAAACGAACGACGACCACCCCCUCCUCCACAGGCUGCCUUCCGACCCCCCGCAAUGCCCGAUGCUGCUUCUAGUCAGACCAGCCUCGGCGCUCCGAAUGCGCCCUCCAACUAUGGCACUCCCUCACCUGGCCCGCCAGGACCUCGCCGACCACCCCCUCUCAAUGGAAUGGCGAACAAUUCACCAGCGGGAAGCAUGGCAUCUUCGUUCUCGCAGGAACCCCCUACGCUGCGAAGAUUCGGGAACAAGAGCCAGGAAUCUUUCUCGCCAUCCCUGGGAGGCAGGAGCGACGAUACGGGAAGCAUGCCGCCGCGCUCACGAAAUGGCAUGCCUGGGCAAGGGGCCUUUGGUAGGUUCGGUGAGCCAGGUCAAGAGCCUGGACUGGGACCACCUCCGCCAAUCUCCGAAGAAGGCAGACCACCAGAGAGGAAGAGGCCACCGAUGGACCCGGCAAGGCCCCAGGGACAGGGCUUCAACGACAGAGACCUGGUUCCUGCGCCUUUAGUGAGCCCGGGGAUGCGACGAGAUCAAGUUGCCCCUCCCCCGAGGAGUACAGCCAGGAAGAACUCUCUUUCGCAGAGGUCAGAUGGAGGUUCUUACAGGGACAACCGACCAGUCACACCCCUUACGCCUGGAGACCCGGGCGCACCAGACGUUCCUCUCGCACUCAGAACCCCAACAAGAAAUGGGGCAACACCCACAAGACAGCCUCCUCCUAUUGUCUCUCCGCCGCCUGAAAUCCCUGUUCCCCCUGCCCCGGUUUCUCCCAUCGUGCAGAGUCCGCCUCCCGCCCCUCCACCAGCGACUGUAGCUGCGGCUGAGGAAACCAUACCGGAGGAGCCUCCGGCUGUUGAGCCUAUCCCUGAGCCCGAGGCUCCCGUGGAACAAGAAGAUGAGAGUCGGCCAGGUUUGGGACCGAUGAUCAAAGCAAAGAAAUCCAAGAAUGACCUUGCUGGUGUGCUCUGGAAGGCUGCCUCCGCUGCCUCAGCUUUCAAGCCUCGGCCUGGUGGUGCUGGUGAAAGACUUCGACAGCUUGCCACAAAGAGCACUGAACCUGCCGAAGGAAUCACAACAGUUUUCCAACCUCCGCCACGGCCUGCCUCUUCUGACGGCCCCAAAGUCACAUCCCCAGAACCUGCAGUCGAAGAGACGGCUGCACCUGCGGAGCCUCCCAAGCGCACAUCUGGUGUGCCUGAGGUCAAGGUCACUGUGCCUAAUUCUAGUCGACCAUCAAGCUUGCAGCCCUCGAUUCAGGAAGUUAUUAGCGUGAAGAAGCCAGAGGAAUCCGCAACCAAGGAGGAGAACAGCAAGUCGAUAGUUGCCGGUAACGACGCCAAGUAUCUUGCAUCUCUUGGUAUUGACCCCACAGUCUUGGAUAACAAGAGCGGCGAAUUCACAAAGUGGCUCGACUACUUUGGCUGGGUUCCUGGUGAGCAGAUGAGAUCUCGUAACGUGGAAGAGAUGAGGACAGACCUUGAGCGAGAGCUCAACAAAGCACAAGCCGGCGGCUGGCUAGCCCGGUUCCAAGAAGAGGAUGAUCGUGUCGAGGCUAUCAAACGCGGCAUUGAUCUGGCAGUCGCCGAGUGUGAAGAAAUGGAGAAUCUUCUGACGCUGUACAGCGUUGAACUUUCGACUCUUUCUGAUGAUAUUGCAUACAUUGAAGCCCAAGGCCAGGGUCUCCAGGUGCAAACUGCUAACCAGAAGCUGCUCAAGAAGGAGCUUGAGUCUCUUCUCGAGACAACCACUAUUACUUCUGCUGAUCUGAACGCCUUGAGAGCGGCACCACUGGAAGAUCUGAACGGCCUUGAGGAUAUCGAAAUGUCUCUAGUCACUCUCUACAAGGCCAUGAUCAAGAUCGAUCCCACAUUACUAGGGGGCGAACCACGAAAGAGCGAAGAUAUUGGCGGAGAAGUUGAUCAAGCCGUGGGUCUCGAGAACACCGACUAUGGCAAGAUGAGAAUCGUUCAGGAGAAGAAGGAGAUGUACCGACAAGAAAGCGCUGUCUUCUCGCGACGGUUGGUCGGCUACAUGGCCCAGCAGUUCGAUGUAGCCUACAACGAAGUCAACAGAGCGCUUCGCGAAGCUCUUUCAAGAAAAGUGGAUUCUCGCCAUCACGACACCGGUCGGGACAUGUUGUGGAAGUACAGUCCUUUGGUCAAAUACGCCAAGGAUGUCGACCCCGCCAACUGGGAUCGCAUGAUCCAGGUCUACCAAGAUAAGAGCCACCCGGUCUAUAAGAACGAAUUCCGUCAGGUCUUGGAAGCGUGGAAGCGCAAUGCGCGCAAGAUGACCGCUGACGAAACAUCCGAGCUCCUGUUUACAUUUGAAGUCGAAAAGCAACAGGAAGGCAGAGCGACCACUGUCAGGAAGCUUACCGUCAAGCGCAGUCAAACAUUGGCCAAGAGUCUGCGUUCGCCCAUCGAUACCAGCAGUAGGACGAACCUGAAAGAGUCGGGCGAGAACCGAAGCCUUCCUUACGAGGUAUUUGGGCAGGUACUGGACGACCUUCUGCCGUUAGUUGAGAUGGAGCAGAAUUUCAUCAUCGACUUCUUCCACGCCACCACACUGGAACAAUCAGACUUCCCGGACCUGGUCGCAGCCAGCAGGCCGGUAGAUCGGAGAGGCGGCGACUUGCGUCGCCAUCGUUUGAUGGAGCCUGACCGCGAUCUUGCUCGACGUGUUACUAAGGGUAUGGAGGUGAUUUUCAUCUUCCUCGAGACAGAGAUUGCCAAGCUCAUUGAAUGGGUUGUCCAAGCCGAUCCUUUACAAGGUGCUGGUGUCUUGGCCGUUCUCGAGCGGAACCUGUUGGAUAUCCAACAAUCCAACCAAGACUUCCUCAACGCUCUUCUCCAGAAACUCCACGGUAUCUUGGAGUCCCGAUUUAAGAAAUUCGUCGACGAGCAGAUCCGCGCCAUCGAGGAGACUAAGGUCAAGAUUAAUAAGCGCAAGGGCGUUAUUUCGUUCAUUCGCGUCUUCCCUCAGUUCUCCAAUGCCGUGGAAAACAUUCUCUCGGGUAUCGACCCUAACCUAGCCGUGCGCAAGACGGUUGACCGCGAGUACGAUCGUAUCCUCAAGUCCAUGUUCGACUCCCUCAAGAUUAUUGCCCGCGAGAACCCCGCAGUCAGCGUCGGUGCGGCAGGUGCGGAUCCAGAAGACAAGGAGGCUCUCAACUUCCACAUUCUGCUCAUCGAAAAUAUGAACCACUUCCUCGAGGAGAUCAACACGCACGGCCUCAAUGUCCUCGAAGACUGGCGUGAGGCUGCGACAGGCGAGAUGAAUGAGCACAUGAACCUGUACCUGAACGCCGUGAUGCGGCGCCCCCUCGGCAAGCUUCUCGAGUACGUCGAGAACAUCGAGGGCCAACUGCAGUCGGGCAAGCCCGGCUCGAGCAUCGCUUCGCAGCCCUCCAAUUCCAAGUCCACCUUCCACAAGGUCUUGGCAACGUACGACUCGCGCGAGGUCCGCAAGGGUAUCGAGACGUUGCGCAAGCGCGUCGAGAAGCACUUUGGCGACGCGGACGACCCUGCUCUCAGCCAGAAGCUCGUGAUCAAGGUGCUCCGCGAGUGCGAACGCUUCUACGGCGAAGUGGAGCUGCGCAUUAGCCGCAUCACCGCCGACGUCUACAGCGGAGACGUCCUGUUUGAGUGGCCCCGCGCCGAGGUCAAGUCUGGCUUCCGCUAGAGGCAUAUGCUGCUUGGCCUGAGAGCUGGGACCUAUUAAUUUGAUGCCGAUACUGCUGCCACAAGAAAGCAAGCCAAUCGCAGCAUCAACUUUUGUCGAAUUGCCUUUUUCCUCCCAAGAACUCCCAUCCUGUUUAAGUUGCUUCCUGGCACAAAGGAGGAGAGCAUUGCAUUGCGGGAGGACGGGUUUGUGUCAAGUGUACCCGCAACUGCUUACCCUGACUUUUUAUUUUCUUCUCAAGAUACCUUUCUACGAGCAAGAGAAGAUGAGGAAAUUUGGAGACCAGAGAGAAGGGGAGGGGGAUCAUGUUGUUUCUAUAGGCGGCAGAAGGGCAACGGCUAUCUUUGGAGGCGACGUUUUUGGAAGGCCACUUGAUCCGAGAGAGAGGCAUCUUCGGUUUCCAUGGAUGGGGGUGGACAACAGAGCCUUUGUAUUGCGCGCAAAUAGGAGAGGGGACAUUAGAUUCCCGUGAUGAAAUGAGAGAG
Colletotrichum scovillei is the source of this 4957-nucleotide messenger RNA. RefSeq names its product exocyst complex component Sec3. Gene Ontology annotation, molecular function: phosphatidylinositol-4,5-bisphosphate binding. Gene Ontology annotation, biological process: exocytosis; Golgi to plasma membrane transport. The transcript is spliced from 4 exons. The record is from RefSeq and is a predicted model, not a curated record. Lineage: Eukaryota; Fungi; Ascomycota; Sordariomycetes; Glomerellales; Glomerellaceae. Gene Ontology annotation, cellular component: exocyst; plasma membrane. Bases 267 to 4472 code for a protein of 1401 amino acids.